CUUAGUAACAUGCCGCUUGCGCAUGCGUGAACAAAACAUGUCUGGAAAAUGGCGGGUUGAAUUUGCAGAAGGUUUAAAAGGUAUGAGGUGUUAAAAGCUUAGUGUGUGAAAAACAUGGAGGAAUUUGAGAAACAGAUUCGAGAAAAGACAAAGAAAACACGGACGUCUACCCGCCUUCUGACACAUAACGAUGAAAAGAUCCUGGGUCAGAACACUGCACGGAAACAGGAAGUGGUGGCAGACAACCAGAAGUUCCACACCAAUAAAAUGAGAACGUAUGCCAGUGCGUGGACACCGGUAGUUAACAAGCCAGCUAAUGAACAGAUUUUCAAUGAACGAAGAGAUCUGAUUUCUCAUUGGUUUGACCUGUGGACGAAUUCUCAGAGGAAGCGUUUUUUUGCGGCAGUGUUUCAGCAGUGUGAGCGACCUCAGUACAAAUUUAUACAGUACUGGUUUCAGGACCACGUUCCCUUACAGCACUUGGAUUUCACCACCGUUCUGCCAAAGUUUCUGUCUCUGUAUAUAUUCUCCUUUCUGGACCCCAAGUCGCUCUGUCGAAGUGCUCAGGUCUCUUGGCAUUGGAAGUUUCUGUCCGAACAGGAUGUUGUGUGGAUGCCUAAGUGUUUGAAUUAUGGCUGGUUCCUCCCCUACAAGGCACCAGACAAUGAAUUUGGAGCUUGGAAGAAGUAUUACCUGGGCUGUGUUCAGACACCUGAUUACAGGCCAGCACUGGAUAUUCAGGAAACCAAACCAUUCCAGAAUCAGUCUGCAUCCAAGAAGAGAAAACAGCCGAAGUCUGCGCGAGGGUCAGGAAGGAUGUCACCCACCAGCAGCAGUACAGCAAUGAAGGUUAGGCCACCUUGGGUGUCUGCCUCGUUGAAACCAAAUGACCUUGACAAGUCCUUUCACGCGUUUCUCCAUGGAGCUAACGCUAAUGACCCCAAACUACCCAAAUCUGCCUUAGUCUACCACAACAAGUGGGGUAUUGUACGAAAAAACCAUGAGCUGGCACUGAGCAAGUCCCAGAAUUUCGAUCUAGGCCUGGGAUCCACCCACAGAAAGGAGGGGCACAGGAUUAUGACAUCUGGCAUUGACCAUGACCUGCAAAAAUCGGCCCAGAGAAAGUCCCUCUCAGAGGUUAUGGACUUGAUCAACCUGGAGGAGAAGCGCAAGAAGGACCUGGUGGAUUCUCCAUGGAAUCCCCCAGUGGAGGGAAACAGGACCCAGAUGCAGUGGUUUGGGAAUGAUACCCUGAUGUCGGGUUACGAGGCGUACCCCACGUCGACAGAGUUCCGGACGCUGAGUCGGACCCUCCCACUGAUGGGGGUUGAUGACCAUGACCACCCUCGCUUGGUCAUCAUUUCGUCCCGUGUCCCUGCAGCUGAUCUGUUGGUCGAUGCUGUAUUGUUUGGGGUGAUACCUGUUGUUUACGAAUAUGAAGGGACAACAGCAGAAGCCCUGAUGAUGAAAUUGGAGAAAGUCCUUGCAGGUCGCACAGCGAGGAGUAUUGGGCUGUUCUGUCACUCACAAGAACCCGGGGAGCUACGAUUGGCUCAUGGCUGUACUGUUACUAUGGAGACACUGAAUAGAGCCGAUGUCGUGGAUUUCUUCACCAAAAUUUGCAGGCGACACAUUCUUCCUUCUGACCAAGGUGGACAGUUCGAUAUAUUUGUGCCACUUGCAGCUUGCGAACCAGGACUGGAGAUUGUUGUACAGCUCAGCAUCAGGACAGAGCUUCAGUUUUCAUCUCCUACUGGCAUUAUAGGCAAUUACAAUCAUGUCAACUCUGAUUGGCUGAUUCCAUACAAGGAGGGUAGACCUGCAAAAACUCUUCAGCCUCCACAUGUUUAUUUCUGUCCUAGUAAGCUGGAUGUGUGGUCAAAUGUGGCUGACCAAGCAAUGGAGGCAUUAUCAUCCUGUAAACUACACAUCGGACAAUUCCUGGAGAAAACUCAUAGGGACAUUGUAUCUCAGCUGACCGGUCAGUUGGUGUUUGAUGUCCUUGGACAGACGGAGAUCCAGGGGGUAAAGAAUGUAACCAACACUCUGUCAGAGGCCCUGGUUCAGCUCGGGAAACAGGAAAAUGACGUUAACGCCCUAGAAUUCCUUGGACAGUAUCUGUUAGAGAAAUCGGGUGUAGAUGAUCUGGCCUUCACGAGCUCACUGGAAAAGUCCCUUGUGCCAGCUGAUCACAGUGAGGAUGAAGAUGAGGAGGUGACCAGAAUCAAUGGUCACGGUCGAACAGAAGAUCAGGAGGAGGUCAAGGCUGACUGGGGAGACACUGAACCAGAGGAUCAAGAGAUAGAAAGUUACUACACACAACACCAUGAUCAUGAUUUCAAUGACCCACCCCCUCUUGACGAAACAUCACGUCACAUGGACGAGGAGAAUGAAGAUAUCUCCCAAGACAAAAGCCUCGGUGAGACAGUGAGACCCCCAGCAGAUAUGCCAGAGAAAGCUCAAAUGGAACAGAGCGAGAAGGAAGAAAACCGUCAACAAAAACAAAAACGUCAGAGACUAGUACAGCAGGCAGAUAAUCUACGCGUCACGUUUGGUUCCAUGAGGCUCAGCGGAAAAUAUGAACGUCUGAGUGCUAAGCAGUUCCACGACCACCCUGAGAAAAGGACGCCCAUAGCCAUGGAGAUCCUGAGUAGUGAGGUGGAAUAUAACAGAACUCUUCAGGCCGUGAAGGAUGUUUACGUCAAACCACUCAGGGCAGCCUUAAACUCUAAUAGGGCAAUAGCAAGUUUCCAGAAUGUGCAGAUUAUUUUUACUGACUUGCUGCAGCUGUUGGAUGCCAGCAGCGAGAUGCUUGCUGACCUGAAGGACCGAGUAGCUGAAUGGGAUGCCACCCACUCCUGUAUGGGAGAUAUUUUUGUGCGGUUCUGUACCCACCUGAAGUUGUACACAAACUUUGUGAAUAACUAUGAUGUCAUUCUGCAAUGUAUAGAAAGGACCAAAGAACAAACCCCUGCCUUCCGAGCUUUCCUCAAACGUCACGAAAGAAUUCCUGCCACAAGAAUGAUGACGUUACCUGAGCUGCUGCUGUUGCCAGGGCGACGAAUUAAUGAGUAUGUGACUUUACUGAGUUGGUUUGAGCUCCAUACUCCCUCUACUCAUCAGGACAGAGCAGAUCUUGCUGAUGCCAUAGAAACACUCAAGGUUGUCAAUAGGCAUGUUCAAGAGAGCAAGACGAGGAUGGACAGAGACAGGAGAAUGAUAAAGCUUCAGAAGACUAUACUAAACUGCCCUAGUUUACUAGAAUCCAACAGAUACCUCGUCAAACAACAAGAUGCUGCCAAUAUGAAACCACCCUCAACCCAGUCCACCAUUCCAGAGCUCAGGGUGUACCAGCACAUUGAGAUGCUGGGACUCUUCCUGUUCAAUGAUGCCCUGGUGGUGACACGAAGAACAGACAAGAACUUCCCCUUCACGAGGGCAGUAGAACACACGUACAGGUUUGAGAGCAGUCUAGCCCUGUCAAGGCUGCGAGUUCGAGACAUUCCCGAGUCUAAGUAUAUACGCUAUGGGUUUAAACUAGAAACCCCAAAGAGAGCUCUUCACUGUGCUGUGGAAACGGAGGAAGAAAAGUUUAACUGGAUCAGCCUCUUAGAACAAGCUAUACGAUCUGCCAUUGACAUAUAGUGACAUUCUGUCAGCAAACCGGUUAUAAAGUUCUGGCCGUAUAGUAGUAGACCAGUAAAAUCUCGUCCCUUUAGCUUUAAUAUUAGCACUCUCAUUGUUCAUUUUACAUUUUAAUAUUCAUUGUGAUAUUUUUUUUAUAUCACUGUUAUACAGAUUGUUGAUAUAUUAUUGUUUGUAAUUUAGAAAUUUAUUAUUUGCACACAUGCACACACAUAAACAGUUUGUCUGUGAUAUUUACCAGUAUUUGCCCUUCUGUAGUGCUGACUAGUGUGUAUCGAGAUGAUUUUGAUUUUAAUGUGUCUGCUUUAGCUGUUACACUUGUCAGUGAGUUGUUUGUUGAAAUUUAUGACUAAGAUCAAAUGAAUUUAGUGCUGUUCCUUUCUGUUGCUGUCAAUAUUAACUAGCAGUUAUAAAAUUAUUUACAUAUAACAAGGUACAUGUGCACUUAAACUAUUGUAUAGCUGACUGAUAAACUUAUUUGGUUGUGAUAUAAAUAGAUAUAUUUUUUUUAUGUAGGAUAGUUAACAUUGUUUAUGUAUGUAGAGAACCAGUGUCGUAUAGAAUAUUGUUACUUCUGAAUUGUUUUCUGUGUUUUUCAUAGUGACUUGUUACAAUUCCUUGUUUUGUUAUUAGAUAUCCCUAGCCCAUGUUGACUGGAUAUCCCUAGCCCACAAUGGCUAGAUAUCCCUCCUUGCUAUGUCAAUUAGAUAUCCCUGGCCCAUGUUGACUGGAUAUCCCUAGCCCACAAUGACUAGAUAUCCCUCCUUGCUAUGUCAAUUAGAUAUCCCUGGCCCAUGUUGACUGGAUAUCCCUAGCCCACAAUGACUAGAUAUCCCUCCUUGCUAUGUCAAUUAGAUAUCCCUGGCCAUGUUGACUGGAUAUCCCUAGCUGACAAUGGCUAGAUAUCCCUCCUUGCUAUUCAGACUAGGUGUCAUUGAACCACAAUAACUUAAUUCCCUUCCUCACAGUCUGGAUAUCAACUUUACAGAGUAAAUAUCCAUGUCCAACUCUCGCUGGAUAUUCCCUGUACAGCGUGUGUACAGUUACUGGAUAUUUAUACUGAAGGGAUAUCCGUUUUCCUUAGUUACUGGAUAUGUAUACUGAAGGGAUAUCCGUUUUCCUUAGGUACUGGAUAUUUAUACUGAAGGGAUAUCCGUUUUCCUUAGUUACUGGAUAUUUUAUACUGAAGGGAUAUCCGUUUUCCUUAGUUACUGAAUAUUUAUACUGAAGGGGUAUCCGUUUUCCUUAGUUACUGGAUAUUUUAUACUGAAGGGAUAUCCGUUUUCCUUAGUUACUGGAUAUUUAUACUGAAGGGAUAUCCAUUUUCCUUAGUUGAAGGGAUAUCCAUUUUCCUUAGUUACUGGAUAUUUAUACUGAAGGGAUAUCCGUUUUCCUUAGUUACUGGAUAUUUUAUACUGAAGGGAUAUCCGUUUUCCUUAGUUACUGAAUAUUUAUACUGAAGGGAUAUCCGUUUUCCUUAGUUACUGGAUAUUUUAUACUGAAGGGAUAUCCGUUUUCCUUAGUUACUGGAUAUUUAUACUGGAGGGAUAUCCGUUUUCCUUAGUUACUGGAUAUUUAUACUGAAGGGAUAUCCAUUUUCCUUAGUUACUGAAUAUUUAUACUGAAGGGAUAUCCAUUUUCCUUAGUUACUGGAUAUCAAAGUCCCACAUUGACACACCCUCUCCACAGUGAAUGGUAAACAUCUCCAGCAGUGACUGGAUAUCUCUCUUAUUGGUCAGAUAUCUCUGUCCCAGUGACUGAGUUUCACAAUUGACUAGAUAUCUUUAUUCAGCAGUGACUGGCUUCACAUCUCCAGUAGCGACUGAUAUCCAAGUUCCACAUAGGCUGGAAUAUCACCUCAUCACAGUGAUUAGACAUGAUAUUCACACAUUGGCUACAGGGAUAUCUCCUGCUCUGUUACGAGUAACUGUCCCCCUCUCUCCGUCCAUUAUUAAUGGCCAUUCUCCGUCCAUUAUUGUUAAUGGCCACUUUUGGUCAUGGUUUACAGGAUCUGUUAAGUUUUUGUUUGCUGUUUUUGCUGUUAAGAUGGGUCAUUAUUUUGUGACCCUGAAGUUUUAUCUGAUAGUUGACCUGCAUGGUCCUCGUUGAAAACACUGUAUAACCAGUUGAUUCAUCUUUAUCAAAAACGUGAUACAAUUUUUUAAGUUAUUUCUUUUUGACGGAUGUUUUAAUGUAAAGAAAAGGUUUCUAUAAAUAGUCAUGUGCUUAUUUCUCUGUUAAUAUUAGGUUUAUUUUGAUAUGCAUAAUUAUGGUAGGUUAUUUUAGAAGUUUUCUUUUUUAAUCUUUUUUAAAUAUACAAAUGUACAUGUAUAUUUUUCCUAAGUAAUGGACAAACUUUGAAUGCACUCGUAUAACCCAAAUUUGUAUUUUUCACCUUUGAAACAAAUUAUGAGCACGAUUAGAUAAGUUUCCAUGUGAUUUGUGAAAGACUUUGGUAUGCAUCCUAACAAACGUCACUGUGCCCUACAUUACAUUUCCUCAACAUUUUCUCGGGAUUGUUCAUAAUAGCGUUUACACAUUGUAUAGAAUUAUGUGUAUGACCUUUGUUAUCAUAAACCUUUUGGAUAUUUAUUGCUAUUUUGAAUUAUUGUUUUCUUGCUUGUAGAGGAAAAAAAGGUAUUAAGGAUAGAAAUAAAUUUCUUUUCACACUU
Messenger RNA from Ostrea edulis (European flat oyster), 6317 nucleotides. Its product is annotated as epithelial cell-transforming sequence 2 oncogene-like. The record is from RefSeq and is a predicted model, not a curated record. The transcript is spliced from 27 exons. Gene Ontology annotation, molecular function: guanyl-nucleotide exchange factor activity; protein binding. The coding region runs from base 115 to 3645 and encodes 1176 amino acids. Lineage: Eukaryota; Metazoa; Mollusca; Bivalvia; Ostreida; Ostreidae.